This is a messenger RNA of Drosophila innubila, 2236 nucleotides long. RefSeq names its product T-box protein H15 (gene mid). The transcript has 4 exons. Gene Ontology annotation, cellular component: nucleus. The record is from RefSeq and is a predicted model, not a curated record. Gene Ontology annotation, biological process: cell fate specification; regulation of transcription by RNA polymerase II; positive regulation of DNA-templated transcription. Gene Ontology annotation, molecular function: DNA-binding transcription factor activity, RNA polymerase II-specific; RNA polymerase II cis-regulatory region sequence-specific DNA binding. NCBI's taxonomy places the organism in Eukaryota, Metazoa, Arthropoda, Insecta, Diptera, Drosophilidae. The coding region runs from base 104 to 1897 and encodes 597 amino acids.
UCUCAAGUGCUAACAAGUGCUCACCCACAAGAUACAAUAUCCAUAAGAUACAAUAUCUGAUUAACUCUCUCUCUUUAAAUAAGCUAAGAAAACGCUCUGCAAAAUGCUCGUCGGCUCACAUCCGUAUCUAUGCAAUGGCGUUCUGCCGCCCGUUUCCGCUGUUGUUGCUCCCAACAGCAACAACAACAGCAACAGCAACACAGCCACGGCAACAACUACAACAACAACGAGCAACAAAAGUGCCGCCGGCUCAGCAACGGAUUUCUCCAUAGCUGCAAUCAUGGCACGUGAAGAUGCCUCAAGUCGGGAAUCCUCAGUGCGCAGUGCAAGUCCCAUUUCGGUUGAGGAUGAGGUUGACGUUGAUGUGGUUGACUGCAGCGAUGCUGAAGAGCCGCCAACAAAGGCGCGUCGUCUUAACCACCACCAUCAUCACCACCAUCAUCAUCAUCACAGUCACCACAACAACAAUAACAACAAUAAUAAUAACAACAACAGUGUGGCACACAUCAAGAGUCGCAACAACAGCAACGGCGCCAAUGUUGCCACCGCCGAAUCUCAGCUAAACACAAGUUCCACAAGCAGCCAAGGACGCUGCUCGACGCCACCACAAUCUCCGGGCACGGAGGACAGUGAGGAGCGUCUGACACCCGAACCGGUGCAGAAGGCACCCAAAAUUGUUGGUUCCUGUAAUUGUGAUGAUCUCAAGCCGGUGCAAUGCCAUUUGGAGACCAAAGAGCUGUGGGAUCGCUUUCACGAAUUGGGCACCGAAAUGAUCAUUACCAAAACUGGAAGACGCAUGUUCCCCACAGUGCGAGUCUCAUUCUCGGGUCCAUUGCGUCAGAUACAACCUGCCGAUCGCUAUGCCGUGCUGCUGGACAUAAUCCCAAUGGACUCGAAGCGCUAUCGUUAUGCAUAUCAUCGGUCCGCUUGGCUGGUGGCUGGCAAGGCAGACCCCGCCCCUCCCGCCCGCCUCUACUCCCAUCCCGACAGCCCCUUCAGCUGCGAGGCGUUGCGCAAACAAGUUAUCUCCUUCGAGAAGGUCAAGCUGACUAAUAACGAAAUGGAUAAGAACGGACAGAUUGUGCUCAACUCGAUGCAUCGCUAUCAACCUCGAAUCCAUUUGGUGCGCUUGGCCCAUGGCCAGAGCAUACCCAGCAAUCCCAAGGAGCUGCAGGAACUGGACCACAAGACCUAUGUGUUUCCGGAGACGGUGUUUACGGCCGUGACGGCGUAUCAAAAUCAGCUGAUUACCAAAUUGAAAAUCGAUUCGAAUCCGUUUGCCAAGGGAUUUCGUGACUCGUCUCGUCUGACGGACUUUGAUCGUGAUCCGAUGGAGGCGUUGUUGUUGGAGCAACAGUUGCGUUCACCGCUGCGACUGUUCCCCGAUCCGUUGAUGCAACAGUUUGCGGCACAACAGGGUGGCGCCGAUCCCGCCUCGAUGGCGCUGUUCGAGAAGGCGCGUCAGCAUCUGCAAAUGUUUGGCGGCAACUCGCCAUAUGCCCAACUGAUGAUGCCACAAAUGUACCAGGCAGCGGCGGCGGCUCCCCCACCUCCCGGACUGGGCGCCUUUCACAUGUUCCAGCAGCAAUGGCCGCAGCUAACCGCCGGCUUCUUGGCCAGCGCCAAUCAGCAGGCAGCCGCCGCCCAAGCCGCCGCUCAGGCGCAAGCGCAGGCGCAGGCAGCGGCCGCUGCGAUGGCGGCCAAUCGGACACCACCUCCGCCGCCCACUGCCUCCACGCCCUCGUCCACAUCCUCGGGAUCACCGUCGCCCGAUAUGCGGCCGCGUCAAUAUCAACGCUUCAGUCCAUAUCAUCUGCCAGCGCAGGCAGCGCCGCCGCCGAUGCCGUCGGCAGCGGGAUCGCCGUCGGGGGCCGCCUCCCGCAGCCCCGCCCACUAGGCAAUCAGCUGACACUUGCCCAAGAACAGUAUUAAUCCAAAAAGAAAACGAAAAAAAGAAAACAACUAAGUAAAUGUUAAAAAUUAUUUGUUAUAUUUGCUAUCUCUCUCUCUUUCUCUUGCUCUUGUCUCGGUCUAUCUCGCUCACUCUUUCUCACAUUGUUUUCCCCAAAAUUACCAUUUUGUUGUAUAAAAUUUCAUUUUCGACCCAUGUACAGUUAAAAUGUUGCUCUAGAAAAUUAUUGUAAAUUACUUAAAACAUAUUGUAAAAAAAAAAAUGUUUCAAUGUUGUUCGAAAACUCAUCUCAGUGUAAAGUUUAAAGCAAAAUUCAACAAAAAA